UAUAUGCCAAGCAAAACUUUUCUGCGCAUUUUAAUAUUUUUAUAGAGAAAUCGAAGUUUGACUUUCUGCAUUUAAAUAAUCGCAUAUAAGGAGGAUAAAUGAAUAUGUGUUAACAUGUGCACAAUUCCUGAAUUUUCGAGAUAAUGCAAGGCUGUACGGUGCAGGUUUUUAGAAAUAGGUUGCUGAAGCUGAGAAAACUUUAGUUCACUUCUUUAUGUUCAUAAGAAAUGACUUGACAUACAAUGGCGGACGACCAAGUGACACUUCGCCAUCGUUCAACCCGACCCUCCAGUAGCCAGGCCGAUGGUUAUAUAUUGGUGGAUGAGGAUGAUUAUGAGCAGACUGGUCUACGUGGAGGCAGGAGCUGCUGUCUAUGGAUCGUAAUUACACUUCUUUUUCUGGUGGCUGUGUUGAAUGCACUGGUUACAGCUGGUCUUCUGUAUUUCCUGUCCAUCACCCAUGAAGGCAUGGCAAGUCUGGAGUUGUUCACUGGAGAGAGUGCUGUGCGUGUUCUAUCUAACCUAACGGUUGACAACCUGGUGUUGCAUAGCAACAUUGAGGGGAGGGGUGACAGGGAUCUGGUCUUUAAAGGAGAAGAGAUAUCAGUUGGCACAGAAAAAUACUCAAAAGUUGAAAUGUCAGGGAAAAGUGUGUUACUGACUGGUGGUCAGUUUGAGCUUUGGACUGAGAGUGGUAAACCCCUGUUCUCCACAAGUGCACCACUGAACCUUGACCUUUACCAGGUCACAAACCUUCAUGCCUCUGCAUUGGACGUUGGAGCUGUGACUGGUACAAGCCUUUUCCCAGACCUUCACAUUGAGUCUGACCAGAUUACACAGAUGAUCGGGACAGAGGGGGUGGAUUUUUCCUCUGAGGGCGACAUUGGGAUUCAUGGAGGGGCUGAUUUGAACCUACAGGCAAAGGAGGUGGUCUUGGACUCCCAAGUGUACUUGAGCCUGUUUCUUCCGGUGGAGGGAAAGGGAGAGGGUUCCCAGUCUUCCAGCACGCAGAUGCUGCUAUGCGUGUGUGCAGGGAGUGGUAGGGUGUUCACAUUACCUGACACACAUGCAGACACUUCCUGUGCCGAUGCUGUGGUGGGUGUCCACCCAUGUGAUCUGUGAUUUGAACCUACAUGUAUUCAUGGUCACAUAUGGGGACCCAGACAGUUGUUGUGAGAACUUGAUGAAUGUCCAACGAUGUGACCAAUGAUUGAAACAUGGCUAAAGGACUUUCAUGACCCCAACACAGGCACAAACACUCUGUGUGAAUAAUCUUCUCUCAUGACCCCAACACAGGCACAAACACCUCUUGUGUGAAUAAUCUUCUCCCAUGACCCCAACACAGGCACAAACACCUCUUGUGUGAAUAAUCUUCUCUCACCAGUUCAAACACUUUGUUUUGACAAAGGCCUUAAAAUCCUUAAUUGGGGUUAUUCAGAAGAAGAAAAAAAUGUCGUAGUUAUUGCAGAUAAAUAUGUUAUUCUCAUGAUUUUAAUGUAUUAAAGUGUCAUUGGUUGAAGUUUUGCCAGAUCACGAUCAUCUCCAAAGCCAGACUAGUGCCCAUCAAAUGCAGAAGGUACUCUUGCUGUAGUUGUUUACAACUCGUGUUAAUGAUCUUGUGUGUUGAUGAGUACCGGUAGUGCCUUAUUUGUGAUCUCUUAUGGUGCUAUGUUUGCAAAUUUAUACUAGUAGUUCCUUUUUUAUACAUGAAUAUCAAAGUAAGUUUGAACUUUUGUGAAGAAUCUCAGAUUAUGGAACUCGUUCAUUUGCUGGGGGCUAAGCUUGCUUUUGCAAUUUGUUAACAAAUAACAAUGCAUUUAGAUUGUUGUGAAAUCCUGUUUAAAAUGUAAAGUUUGCCAUGAGUUUCCUCUAUCAGUAAUAAUUUACAUGUUAUGAUAUUGGUAACAUAUAGUUUUGAUUUACAUUUAAAUAUACCAGUGCAUGUAUAUGGUUUUUUUUUUAUUCCUCUUAGAUUGUAUCAAGUUAGUAAGCAUACCACUCCAUUUUUUAUCAGUCCGUAUUUUACAAGACAUUUAUAUUUUUGUACCAAACUACUUCUUUAAAAGCUUGUUUGUACCUAUACUCUACCAAACUUUUAAUGCACCAGCUGUUAAUAAAGAAAAAAUAGAUUAUUUUUUUCCAUAAAAGUUAUAACUCUUGUUUGAUCAAGCAAUAGCCAAGUUGUCCAGUGUUUUGAGUCUGUAAUGAAGGCAGCCCAAAAAUGAAUCGCAAUGCUUUGGAGAAAUUUAUUUUGUAUGGCCAAAUGAUUGAAUCAGCCUAUACUGUAAGAUCAAAUCAUUAAAAUAUGAAUGAAAGUUUCCACUUUCCCCGAAUGGUGUAAACACAUCAAUUAUCACUGUGAAUAUACUUACUUGGUUGUUCCUUAUAUAUGUGAAAACCUUUUAUUUAAUCAAAGAAAUUUAGUCAUGGAAAGGUUCCAAGCCAGGAUUAAGCCAAUCUGACAGAUUUUUCAAGUUAUUCAACCAACCACUCAAAAACCUUGGUUCUUCAUUCUCUGUAUGCUUCAAUUCCUUUACUAGAAAAGAAAUUCAAAUAACAUGGACAAGAAGAUGUCACUGCUUUGUGCGACGUUUCAUAAAGAAAAGAUCCAUACAAAUUAGACACCCAGCAAUAAUUUGGAUGAAUUUUGGCAAUAGCGUUACCUUUCAAUUGAAUGCCAUUUGGACUUUCAAAUGCUCCAUCAGUAUCUCAGCUUAUUAUUUGCAUACAAGUGGUUUUGUAUUUACAAGCAAAAAGUGAAUUUAAUUCACUUCUUGCUUGUAAAUACAAACUUCUUGUAUGUGCAACAUUAACCGCUCGGUUCUCUAAUAAUAGUCUAAUCACCUUUAUAAUAAAGGUAUAACAUGUGUCACAAGUUGAAGAAUUGUGCAUGACACAUGUUAUACCUUUAUUAUAUAGGUGAUUAGAUUGUUACUUGAGAACCGACGAUUUAUGUUGCACAUACACGACCCUUCUUUCUGACUGCAAGUCACUAUGAUGCCAAAAAGUUUUACUUCUAAAAAUCCCAGUGGUGUAAUGUUGAGAAAAUAUAUUGCCACAAUUUAUCUAAAUGCUGUUGUCAAUAUAUUCUAUAUAAAUGUAAGAUGGUGCAUGAGGAGUUUAGUUGAGCAUGUUUAUGUGCCAAACCGUAGUAUACAUUUGAACAUCAAACAUUGUGUAUCAAGUCUUGGUACUAAAUGUCUUGUUUUACUCUAUAUGAUUAUGUUAUUGUAUCUAAAAAGUAAAUGUUGUUAAUAUAAAUGUUUUUAAAGAUGA
Messenger RNA from Mya arenaria, 3275 nucleotides. RefSeq names its product beta-sarcoglycan-like. The transcript has 7 exons. Gene Ontology annotation, cellular component: sarcolemma; sarcoglycan complex. The record is from RefSeq and is a predicted model, not a curated record. Gene Ontology annotation, biological process: muscle organ development. NCBI's taxonomy places the organism in Eukaryota, Metazoa, Mollusca, Bivalvia, Myida, Myidae. The coding region runs from base 243 to 1121 and encodes 292 amino acids.